Molecule: messenger RNA, 2254 nt
Organism: Panonychus citri (citrus red mite)
Lineage: Eukaryota; Metazoa; Arthropoda; Arachnida; Trombidiformes; Tetranychidae
Product: sulfotransferase 1B1-like
Exons: 3
Coding region: 946-2106 (386 amino acids)
Biological process (GO): sulfation
Cellular component (GO): cytoplasm
Molecular function (GO): sulfotransferase activity
Source: RefSeq, a predicted model, not a curated record
UAGUUUGAAUUAAGUUUCCAUCAUCAUCGUCAUCAUCAUCGUCACAAUGGUUAAUUGCUAAACCUACAACAAUUAAUAGCUUGAAAGAAAAUCAUCUAAAAGUAACAAUUAUUAUAAUCAAAGUUGAAAACAAUUUCCAAUUAGUUUAUGAUCUGAAUGAAAAAUUUUGUUUACAAGUUGAAAAGUUAAUUACAAUCUAUUGAUUGUCUAUUCCAGUGAUUAAGUGAUUAAAAAUUUAUUGUGACAUCUAACAUAUGAUCAAAUUUUGUGUCUCGUCAAACCAUCAACAGUCAACUAAUUAACAAUCCAUUGUCUGUGUUACCUCAGUGAAUUUGUGUAUCUGAAAUUUUCAUCAAUUCAACUGAAUUCAAUUGAAAUCAAUUAAUACAAAUUAGUUAAUCAUUAUCACUGAUUACAAGCUAACCAUUUCUGAAUUACAAAAGUACAAUAUAAAAAUCAGAUUAAAUUGAUUCGAGUUGUAAUCUCCUUUUGUAUUUCUCUCUCGCUCUCACUCAAGCUCUUAUUUUCACUGGUUGAAUCUACAGGAAAAGGAAAAAAAAUUAGACUCUGAGGAAAGUUACCUGAAAAAAGUUCCAAUUCUCAGUAGAUUAACAGAAAUGUUCAUGGAGAAGUGAACGAUUCUCUCUCUCUCUCUCUCUCUGAUGUAUACACAGUAAUAAAAAAUAUCUCUUUACUAAUAUAAAUUCAAUCACUAAGUUUAAGUAAACAAGAAAACGAAAAUAAUAAUAAAACUAACUCCAAGAACUCUGAGAAAAUCCUAAUCUCUCUAGUGACCACACUAAUCCAUCAGUGAUAUUGUCAAACGCAAGGACGAAAGUAAUUUACUUUUGAGAAUCGGAGGAAAAUUAUUCUCCAUAAAAUAUUAAAGAGAAACUGAGAGAAAGAUUUACUGGACAUUGUUACGAGUUUGACCAACCGUUUUAGAUGAAAAUGACCAAAUCACGAGGACUGAAUACUUAUGUUAAAAAAGUUUCACUUCCUUUUUUGUACACUAAUCCAAUAGGUAAAUUUUUACUCACAGAGGAAGUGGCCAAUAUAUGGACCAAUUUUACUGAUCCAUAUAAGAACAACGAUUCAGUUUCCAAGGUUAAAGAUGCUCUUGAGGAUAUUAAAGAUCCCCUUCGGCAAUAUUAUAUGUCAACCAUACCACAGGCUAAAAUGUAUCGAGGAUUAUUACUUCAGGGUUACAUGGUAUCACCUAAAUUUUUGUCUAACCUGGAGGAGUUUCCACUUCGAUCGGAUGAUGUUUUCCUUAUUUCCUAUCCGAGAUCGGGAACAACUUGGACGGAAGAGGUUCUAAGUUGCAUCAUUUCCGAAGCUGAUCCCGAUUUUCUGUCCAUUGAUCUACAUGAACGGGUUGUUCACCUCGAAGUUGGUGCUCCAUUUCGUCAUGAGUCCGUUAUCUCAUCAAUUCCCUCGCCAAGGUUACUGGCAACUCACCUUCCAUAUCAAUACUGUCCCAAACAAUUAAGAAAUCUUAAUUGUAAGGUUAUUCUGGUUCUAAGGAAUCCUAAAGAUCAAUUGGUUUCGUAUUAUCAUUUCCAUGAGACUGCUGGAUUUCUAGGGUGUAAACGGCAUCCUUGGAAUAAGUUUUUCGAUUGUUAUCUUCAAGGUCACCUUGUGUAUGGAUCAUGGUUUGACCAUACGAAAGCUUGGUGGGAACAAGCAAAGAAACAUCCAGAUAAAAUUCUGGCCAUUUCAUAUGAAGAAAUGCAAACGGAUUUAACAAAAAUGGUCAAGCUAAUUGGUGAAUUUCUUGGUAAACCGGUAAAAGAGGAGAUGAUACCAAAGAUUAUCAAUCAUUGUUCAUUUAAUAACAUGAAACGUAACAAAGCGGUCAACAGAUCACAAGUUCCGGUCAAGGGUCUUUUUGAUAAUCAGCUUAGUAAUUUCAUGAGAUCAGGUAGAAUUGGUGAUUGGAUGAGUCACUUUACUCCUGGGCAGAAUGAGAUUUUCGAUGAAUUUUAUGAAAAACAAAUGUCAACCACUGGAUUAAGAUUAACAUUCACCUUGGAAGAAACUAAAGCAAUAAUGACCACUGAAGGUCGAGUUAUCAAUCAACAAACAACAAUCAAUCCAGAAUAAAUUGUAAAUCUCUUAGAACUUAUAAAAAGAUUAACUCUCAAUGUAAUAUUUAACUAAUUGUGGAAACAAUUCCGAAAAUUAUUAGUUUAAUUUUAGAACUUUCUUUUAUUCUUUUUUUUUGUUCGAAUUAAAUUUUUUUUUCUCUACA